Hibiscus syriacus is the source of this 1202-nucleotide messenger RNA. RefSeq names its product Holliday junction resolvase MOC1, chloroplastic-like. NCBI's taxonomy places the organism in Eukaryota, Viridiplantae, Streptophyta, Magnoliopsida, Malvales, Malvaceae. The record is from RefSeq and is a predicted model, not a curated record. The transcript has 6 exons. Gene Ontology annotation, molecular function: crossover junction DNA endonuclease activity. The coding region runs from base 97 to 861 and encodes 254 amino acids.
AUAAGCAUGUAGAACAUCCCCUGGUGUGCUCAAAAUAUUUUUCCUGGGUUGAAGCUGAAGCAGAAUGUCAAUGAAUUGAAAGAAAAAAAAUAUUCCAUGGAAAUUCAGCUUCUUCCUCAGACCCACUGCAUGAACUCACUCACUUCCAUGCUUAAUAAAACCCUUCUCUUUUCCUCGUCUUCUAGACUUGUACCCUUAUCUUCAUCUUCAUCUUCAACGACAAAGAACAAUCUCAAGCUCUCUUCUGCUCCUCUCAAGGCGGGUUGGUUGGACUCUUUGUCUUGCCCUCCCGAUGAAGACCCGACCCGGACCAAUGCGGAUUCCACUUGGGUCAUUGGUAUUGAUCCUGACCUCUCCGGUGCCUUGGCCCUCUUGAAAACUGAUUCCUUUGGUUGCUCCACACAGGUAUUUGAUUCGCCGUACUUGCCUGUUCAAGUUGGAAACAGAGUUCGAAAACGUUUAGAUGCCAGGUCAAUCGUUCACUUGGUUAAAAGUUUAGAGGCUCCUAUUGGCACUGCAGCGUAUAUAGAGCAAUCUAUCCCCUUUCCUAAAGACGGGAAACAGGGUUGGUGGAGUGGAGGAUUCGGGUAUGGAUUAUGGAUCGGGAUACUAGUUGCCUCAGGGUUUUCUGUAGUUCCAGUAUCAUCGUUGUCGUGGAAGAAAGAGUUUGAACUCACUGGAGCUGGCUGUACAAAGGAUGAUAGUCGGAGAGUUGCAUCAACUUUAUUUCCCACAUUAAGUGAUAUGUUGAAAAGGAAAAAAGAUCACGGAAGGGCUGAGGCUCUGCUUAUUGCUGCAUAUGGAAAAGGCCUGAGAAUGAAGGUAGACUCAGCACUUGUUGUGGAAAGGUCAGUUCAAUAAUGCCAGCAGUUCGUACAGGUGCCCUACUUCCCAUAGUAGUCUCAUCUCUUUGUUGCUGUAAUUUUAACUGGUAACCAUCGUCUUAAGGCUGAUUUGAAUGGUGAAUGGUAUGAAAAGAGGAAAUUAUAGACGCUGAUUGGAUAUUGCAUUUGGAAAGCAUAGUGAGAGUUAGCUUGCUUGAUUGGUGCUGAACUGUUGAUAUCCACUAAUUUUGUGAUAUAUUGUAAUCUUUAGCUUUUAGACAAUUAGCAUAAGUUCUUCUGUUGCCUGAUAUUGGUUUUAAUGCCAUAAAUAGUCGUACGGCCUCUGAAUUCCAUGGUUAGGGUCCACGUUCUCCCAAA